AUGGUUUUCUGCUUCACUAAACCCAAAGACACUAUAAAGAAGGACCCUAUCGAGGUGCACAUUGGUAUCGACCUCGGUAACAAUUCCACUGGGGCCGCCUACAGCGUCAAAGGUUCUUCGGAAAUACGUGAUAUUGACGACUGGCCGGGCACUGGAGGUCGUGCUGUCCUACAAGUCCCUACUGCCAUCAGCAGCUCUACUUGGGGCUAUACAUGGGGCUACAAAACCUAUGCCAUGGCUGAUGAAAAGGUCACUCGCGACGUGAAGGUCCUGGCUGAGAAAUAUGAGGCACCCAAGUCUUUGUUGAAAAGAGUAUUCGCGCCGCCGCCUAACUUCCACAUGGGUCGAUAUCUGGAGGGGGUUAAGGGGCAUGUCGAAGACGUACUCCAAAAUAAAUUCGGACAACUGGCGAAAAAUAUGAAACUGCAAUAUUGUUUGACCGUGUCUGAUGACUCCAGUCAAGCACAGAGUGUCUUGAAGAUCGCGGCAUCCUGGGCUAGCAUUCCUGACUCGAACUUGAGGAUUGUCUCUGAGUCGGACGCGGCUCUGAGGGAUUGUUUCCGUGCCUCUUAUACCGACAAUCCACGCGAGAAUGACGUCGUGCUGUUGGUGAACGCUGGGCACCAGAAAGUCAGUGUUGGGGCUUAUCAAAUGAGCAGUAAAAGACCAACCAGAUUCGAAAGUCUUCAGGGGAAGAUUGAGGGGGCUACACAAUCGUGUGGGUCAGCAAUGCUUGAUGACCACUUCGAGAAGCUUAUGAUCAAACUGCUUGGCGACAAAACCUAUUCCGAUCUGCCACGUAAGACUCACCAGACAGCAAUGCGCCACUGGCAAGACAUCAUCAAGCCAUCUUUUGGAAAGUGCCUAGGCAAGGAUGAGAAGGAGGAUGUGACAUACUUUGUCCCGAUUCCAGGUGUCCAAGACGACCUCUCCGUUGGAAUAAAGGGUGGCUAUCUGAUGAUUGAUAAAGCUCAGAUUCAGGGCAUCUUUGACCCCGUGAUCCAGCAGGUCAAGGACCUGUUGAGUUCCCAGAUUAUUAGCGCGGCCGCUGCCAAGAAAGAGGUCAAGGUCAUUGCCUUAGUCGGUGGUUUUGGUUCAUCCGAGUAUCUGUUGCAGCAGCUGAGCGUGGCAUACCCAAAAGUCAAAGUGCUGCAACGCCCCAAUGCCUGGUCUUCUGCGGCACGUGGAGCUGUCCUGCAUUCGCUAGACGGCCCUCAGAAGAUUGCACGCCGACACUACGGAAUUAAGCACACCGAAAUAUUCAACCCCAAAGUUCAUAAAGAAGAAGACAAGUAUUGGGAUCCCGUUGAAGGAAAAUACAUGGGUGAUGAAAUAGGCGACGAUAACACGGAUGUCUCUCCAUGGUAUCACGUCUUUUGGCUUGAUGCAUCACUGUCAGGAUCGCACGAAUUUUAUGCCUGUGACAAGGACAAGGCACCAGAUGUGUUCACAAAAGGAGAGGUUCGCCGCAUCUGCAAGUACCAGUACAAUUUUAAUUCUGUCCCCAAGUCGGCUAUACCCCUCAAAAAGAAUCUCGAAGGGGGCCUGUAUUGCAAAGUAGAAUUUGAAAUUAUACUGACCGCAGGUUCUGAGAAUCUGAAAAUUGAGGAUCGGUGCAACGGUAUAAUCUGUGGAAGCACGAAGACUGCUUACUAG
Messenger RNA from Aspergillus melleus, 1656 nucleotides. RefSeq names its product Hsp70 family protein. The record is from RefSeq and is a predicted model, not a curated record. The transcript has 10 exons. Lineage: Eukaryota; Fungi; Ascomycota; Eurotiomycetes; Eurotiales; Aspergillaceae. The coding region runs from base 1 to 1656 and encodes 551 amino acids.